Coregonus sp. 'balchen' is the source of this 11382-nucleotide messenger RNA. The record is from the annotation of a GenBank genome assembly. NCBI's taxonomy places the organism in Eukaryota, Metazoa, Chordata, Actinopteri, Salmoniformes, Salmonidae.
CAUGCCCAACACCAGUCGGGCGGGGAGCCUGAAGGACCCUGAUGUUGCUGAGCUCUUCUUCAAGGAGGACCCUGAGAAACUGUUUUCAGACCUGCGAGAGAUCGGACAUGGCAGCUUCGGUGCCGUCUAUUUUGUGAGUACUUGGACCCGCCACUCUGUGCUCAGUAACAGAGCUGGACUUCCAUUCAGAAUUGUUUAAGAUAUAGGGCAGGGUGUUGACUUUGUAUUUUUCUUCAGGCACGAGAUGUGCGGACCACUGAGGUGGUGGCCAUCAAGAAGAUGUCUUACAGUGGAAAACAAUCCAACGAGGUAAGAGACAGAUUGUGCAUCAAAUGCCAUUGAUGUUACACCAAUCAGUUAAAAGACAAUAGAUUCAGCCCAAAAUGUCACACCUGUUACCAGGGUCAGGUUACGUUGUUAUGGAUACAAUCCAGCACCUUUCAUCAUUCUAGUUUUGUUAGUAAGCAUCUCUCACUCAUUUGCAAAUAUAAUACUUUUUUCAGAAAAGUACACAGCUCAAAAAUAUGAAAUCAGAUAAUUGUGUGACAAUGUCUGCACGGAGGACAAACAAUAUGAUCUAUUAAUCCCAUGAUAAUUUAUUUAAUCAGUGGUGUGAUGACACAUCAUGUGUUCUCCAGGAAACAAUUGCUUCAUGUUAUAAAGGUUACCCAACUUCAAUGAGUUGACACAGAAGAGGGCUGUUGCUGAAGUUUUGUUUGCUGCCUCAAUAUUGAUUUACAGUGAAAAGGCUCAUUAGCAUGUAAUCUAACAAGGCCUAUUCCUUCAAGAUCCUGUCCUCAGUGAGUUUGGAGCAUUAGGCCUACAGUUUCUGAAAGGUUUGGUCUCCGAAAGGAUUUGUUGUGUUUCUCAUCAGUUUUGAAUUAAAACAUCUAGCUGGAGAUAAGCUUAUUUGCUUAAAGUAGUGGAACUGCAAUUCAGUGGCCUAUUCCCUAGGAUUCAGUCUAAAAACAGUUGAUAAUUAGAUUUGAAUCUGGCAAAAUGACUGGAUUGGGUAAUUAAUUAACCCAAAGAAGUAGAGUGGAAAUCAAAGGGAAGUAACUAAAGUUCCAUGUAGAACACACAAUAGUUUCAGCCUGCAUCUAUAUCCUUAUUGUUUAAAGGGGCAAUCUGCAGUUGCUACAUCCAUUUAUGGACUUAUACAUGAAUUAUAUACCUAUUGAUUCUUGAAGAAUAUAACUUAUGAGCUUAGUUCAACAGUAUUACCCCAUCGGAACCCAAAAUAUAUACGCUUGUUUUACUCCAGUAUUUGUAAACAUUGUAAAUGUAAGCAAACACUGUAUAGCCUCAAAACAUGCUUAAAACUAUAAUUGUGAUAUCGUGGAUGGUCAGUGUAUGAAUUUGAGUGGUUACAUUUCUCCAUGCGCAUCCCUCAGCUUUCUACCAAAACAAGAGGCCGCUUUAUUGUUUCAACUGCAGAUUGGUCCUUUUAAAGCUUGUUAUGCAAACACGAUGUAAUCGUUCCACUGUUUUACCUUACAGAAAUGGCAAGACAUAAUCAAGGAGGUGAAGUUUCUGCAGAGAAUACAGCACCCAAACAGCAUAGAGUAUAAAGGAUGCUAUCUGCGAGAGCACACUGCCUGGGUAAGGGUGUUAUCUGAAUGGAAAAUAUAAACCAUAGGUCAUAAUGCUAUGAUAACGUGGUGAAUACUCUGAAACUGUACAUUAUUUUAACCCAGUAGAACACACUCUCUUUCUGUCUCUGUAGCUGGUGAUGGAGUACUGUCUAGGCUCUGCCUCCGAUGUCCUGGAAGGUAAGAUGGCAGUUUUUAUGACACAAUGAUGAUUAUAAGACUAGUUCUUCUUUGUGGUUUUCCCCAUUAUUUGCAGCACUCUCAUCCUCUCUCUCUACAUCCUCUGUAGUUCACAAGAAACCUCUACAAGAAAUGGAAAUAGCAGCGAUUACCCACGGUGCUCUACAAGGGCUAGCUUACCUUCAUUCCCACAACAUGAUUCACCGGUGAGUCCUCCUAGGACCUGUAUGUGUGGACGUGUUAGACUGACUACUUUGUGCCCUCAGGGAGGGAGUGUGCCUGUGCCAGUGGAACAAAGCUGUAAUGACACAAUCUCUCUCCCCUGUCUGUCUGACAGAGAUAUCAAGGCAGGGAACGUCUUGCUGACCGAACCUGGCCAGGUGAAACUUGCAGAUUUUGGUUCUGCCUCCAUUGUCUCUCCAGCCAACUCUUUUGUGGGGACGCCAUAUUGGUGAGUGGCAAAAAUUCCAAUGUACGAGACAAAAUAGAUGGUGUUUGAAAUAUGGGGAAGAAUUUAGAAAUGGGGCACCCUCUACAGUCUCAUUCAAUAUUUUCCAUCAAAUCGAAAGUGGUGUACCGGUCAUUAAAAUGGGGAUGUUUCCUCAGGAUGGCCCCAGAGGUAAUCCUGGCUAUGGACGAAGGUCAGUACGAUGGGAAGAUCGACAUCUGGUCUCUGGGAAUAACCUGCAUUGAAUUAGGUAAGCUCACUAGUCCAUGUACUCUGCUCUGGUUCAACUCUAGACUAGCUCUCCUGUUGUUUUAAUGCUCUCCUUUAUUCAUUCCAUAUCUUAAACCAAUAUCUGGCCAGAGAAGAAAGUAGACCAUUUUUUCUUCUUCUUCAUACUGGUUUGAAUAAUACAGUGCCUUCAGGAAGUAUUCAGACACCUUGACUUAUUCCACAUUUUGUUACGUUACAGCCUUAUUCUAAAAUGGAUAAAAAAUAAAAUAAUCCUCAGCAAUCUACACACAAUACCCCAUAAUGACAAAGUGAAAACAGGUUUUUAGACAGAAAUACCUUAUUUGCAUAAGUAUUCAGACCCUUUGCUAUGAGACUCGAAAUUGAGUUCAGGUGCAUCCUGUUUCCAUUGAUCAUCCUUGAGAUGUUUCUACAACUUGAUUGGAGUCCACCUGUGGUAAAUUCAAUUGAUUGGACAUGAUUUGGAAUGGCACACACCUGUCUAUAUAAGGUCCAACAGUUGACAGUGCAUGUCAGAGCAAAAACCAAGCCUUGAAGUCGAAGGAAUUGUCCGUAGAUCUCCGAGACAGGAUUGUGUCGAGGCACAGAUCUGGGGAAGGGUACCAAAACAUUUCUGCAUCAUUGAAAGUCCCCAAGAACACAGUGGCCUCCAUCAUUCUUAAAUGGAAGAAGUUUGGAACCACCAAGACUCUAACUAGAGCUGGCCGCCCAGCCAAACUGAGCAAUCGGGGGAGAAGGGCCUUGGUCAGGGAGGUGACCAAGAACCCGAUGGUCACUCUGACAGAGCUCCAGAGUUCCUCUAUGGAGAUGGGAGAACCUUCCAGAAGGACAACCAUCUCUGCAGUACUCCACCAAUCAGGCCUUUAUGGUAGAGUGGCCAGACGGAAGCCACUCCUCAGUAAAAGGCACAUGACAGCCUGCUUGGAGUUUGCCAAAAGGCACCUAAAGACUCCCAGACCAUGAGAAACAAGAUUCUCUGGUCUGAUGAAACCAAGAUUGAACUCUUUGGCCUGAAUGCCAAGCGUCACGUCUGGAGGAAACUUGGCAGUAUCAUGCUGUGGGGAUAUUUUUCAGGGGCAGGGACUGGGAGACUAGUCAGGGUCGAGGGAAAGAUGAACGGAGCAAAGAACAGAGAGAUCCUUGAUGAAAAUCUGCUGCAGAGCGCUCAGGACCUCAGACUGGGGCAAAAGUUCACCUUCCAACAGGACAACGACCCUAAGCACACAGCCAAGACAACAGAGGAGUGGCUUCUGAAUGUCCUUGAGUGGCCCAGCCAGAGCCCCGACUUGAACCCGAUCAAACAUCUCCGGAGAGACCUGAAAAUAGCUGUGCAGCGAAGCUCCCUAUCCAACCUGACAGAUCUUGAGAGGAUCUGCAGAGAAGAAUGGGAGAAACUCCCCAAAUACAGGUGUGCCAAGCUUGUAGCGUCAUACCCAAGAAGACUUGAUGCUGUAAUCGCUGCCAAAGGUGCUUCAACAAAGUACUGAGUAAAGGGUCUGAAUAAGUGUAUUUUUAUUUUGAUAAAUUAGCAAAAAACUUUUAAAAAACUGUUUUUGCUUUGUCAUUAUGGGGUAUUGUGUGUCUAUUUAUUUUAAUUUUACCUUUAUUUAACUAGGCAUGUCAGUUAAGAACAAAUUCUUAUUUACAAUGACGGCCUACAUUGGCCAAACCCGGACGACGCUGGGCCAAUUGUGCGCCGCCCUAUGGGACUCCCAAUCACGGCCGGUUGUGAUACAGCCUGGAAUCGAACCAGCGGGUCUGUAGUGACGCCUCAAGCACUGAGAUGCAGUGCCUUAGGCCGCUGCGCCACUCGGGAGUCCAGGGGAAUUUUUUUAGAAAUCAAUUUUAGAGUAAGGCUGUAACGUAACAAAAUAUGGAAAAAGUCAAGGGGUCUGAAUACUUUCCGAAGGCACUGUACAUCUGAUAGCUUUUGUCUGUCUUCCUAGUACUUUAAUAUGACAUGUCUAUCUGUAUUCUUCCUUGUUAUGGUUUACUGUUAGUGGAUCUUGGUAAGCUAUUGUUUUCUCUAAUCUCUUUGUUUCUAGCGGAGAGAAAACCUCCACUGUUCAAUAUGAAUGCGAUGAGUGCCUUAUAUCACAUAGCGCAGAAUGAAAGCCCCACACUGCAGUCAAGUGAAUGGUAUGUCAUGUAGCUUCAUCAGAGUUGACUUAUUCUUUAGGAGAAGGCAUUUGUCCACUUUUAAAGUGUGUCAUGGUGAGAAUGAAACUAACUCUUCCCUCUUGUAACCAUCUCUCACUUCAGGACGGAUUACUUCCCAAACUUUGUGGAUUCUUGCCUUCAGAAAUUCCCCCAAGACAGGCCCAACUCUGAGGAACUGUUAAAGGUAUCUUAUUUAUGAUUAUCAUGAUCUACCAAUGCCAAAACAGAUAGAUAUAUAUCUAGCUAGCUCUGUUGACUUGAUUUUGAGUGUACGUUAAAUAAAUAAAUAAACGUGAAUCAUACCCACCCUCAACUCAAAAUAAAUUGAUUGACCCCUCUGCCUCCCUCUCUUUCUCAGCAUGCGUUUGUGCAGCGGGAGCGGCCCGACUCUGUCCUGAUGGACCUGAUCGUGAGGACCAAGGUUGCGGUGCGGGAGCUGGACAACCUGCAGUACCGCAAGAUGAAGAAAAUCCUCUUCCAGGAGGCUCACAACGGCCCUACGGCCGAGGCACAGGACGGAGACGAGGAGGUCAGUCACCCAAUCUGUCUCUGCUCUCCUGUGGAUCUUAGUUUGAGAUUAGCAUUGUUUAUACCAGAACCAUUGUAGUCUUUGAAAACAGCCUAGGUAGGCUAGAAAUAAUAAUAAUAAUAAUAUUUAAUUUGUAAAUGCGCAUAAAGUAGAAAACAACACACAAACAAAAUUCAGCAACAUUACAUCAAAAAAAAAAAAAAAAAUCACAAUACAUCAAAUCAUUACCUACUAAUACAACAUAUAGACUUUAAGUAGAUUUAGUUGUGUUUUAAACAAGGAAAUUGUUUAAUAGUAGUUUCUCUAAAUGCACUCAUAUAUUAAGGUUAAGGUAGGCCAUUAUUCCCACGGGGGGCCAUUAUGAAAUGCACUCACUAACUGUAAGUCGCUCUGGAUAAGAGCGUCUGCUAAAUGACUAAAAUGUAAAUGUAGGCCUGGUGGGGCUGAAAGAUUCUCUCAACAUUCAGUUGUUCCUGUUUAUCCUCUGCUCAUAACCUGCUAUAGUUGACACACUGUCAUUCAGAAAGCAUUUCACCUACCUGUGUCUUGCUGUUGUUAUGGCGUUGUCCCCAGGAACCGGAGCACAGUGGCAGGACAGGCACAGUGAGCAGCGUUGGCAGUAACCAGUCUAUCCCCAGUAUGUCGAUCAGCGCCAGCUCCCAGAGCAGCUCUGUCAACAGCCUGACCGACGCCGGAGAUGACAAGAGUGAACUGGACAUGAUGGAGGGAGACCACACGGUCAUGUCCAACAGCUCCGUCAUUCACCUCAAACCGGUGGGUAGAGAUGAUCUUAGAGCUGGACUCGCAGGAUAACUGGACACUGCGUUAAUUAUAGUGAGAUGAUUCGGUGAAAUGCAAGACAUAGUGAUGAUAGUGUUUCCUGGUGCCUUUCACAGAUUAUUUGUAAGCAGUAUUUUUCUGCUGUUGAUGUGCUGCGUUGUAUUUGUUUCCUCAGGAGGAGGCGACGACUUAUCGCGAAGAGUCUGAACCUAACAGCCGGCCACCCACUGAGCCCCAGUCUCCCCCUGCACACACUCCACGGCCAAAACACCACCGCAACCGCGAGCACUUUGCCACAAUACGCACAGCCUCCCUGGUAAGAGCACAUCGAGCCCUAGAAAUACAAUGAUACUGUAGUUAACAUGAUUUAAAAAUGGACCCUUAAAGGCCCAGUGCAGUCAAAAAUGUUAUUUUCCUGUAUUUUACAUUUCCACACUGAGGUUGGAAUAAUACUGUGAAAAUGAUUAUAAUGCCAUUUUAGUGUAAAAGCUGUUUGAAAAGACUGCCUGAAAUGUCAGCCUGUUUUGGUGGUGUUUUGGCCUGCCUGGUGACAUCAAAUUAGUUAAUAGACCAAUAAGAAAGAGUUCCAACCUCUCUGCCAAUAACAGCUAGUUUUCAGUGUUCCCCUCCCCACUCAGACCACUCCCAGACAGUCCUACCAAAAAAUUCUAGCUUGAGAAAUUGCUCUUUGCUAAGUAGCUAUUUGUUUCAUUUUGAGCAUUUUGAUUUAAAACAAUCACAGUAAGGUACUUAAUUGUUACCCAGAAAUGAUUUGAUAUUGAGAUAAAAACGGCUGCAUUGGGCUUUUAAGUGUCUGCUCCGGUAGGAGAGUAUAAUCGGAGUCCAGAGUUCUAUGAUAAGCCCUAUGUUCCCCCCCAGGUGACCCGUCAGAUGAAGGAGCACGAGCAGGACAGUGAGCUGAGAGAGCAGAUGUCAGGCUAUAAGAGGAUGAGGAGGCAGCACCAGAAGCACCUGAUGGCCCUGGAGAACAAGGUGAAGGCUGAGAUGGACGAACACCGGCUCCGUCUGGACAAAGAGCUGGAGAACCAGAGGAACAGCUUCGCCCAGGAGAUGGAGAAACUCAUUAAGAAGCACCAGGCCGCCAUGGAGAAAGAUGUACGUCGUUUGCACACUUACUCCAUCAUUCAUACUUUGUCUAGAUUCUACUACUGUUCCCUAGGUCGCUGUUAAAAGGUCUUGUUUGAAAUUAAGUUUUGGGGGCGUUUUCAAGUGUUUAUUUUGUGUGUGUCUGCAGGCAAAGACCUUUACCAAUGAUGAGAAGAAGUUCCAGCAGCACAUCCAGAGCCAGCAGAAGAAAGAGCUCAACAGCUUCCUAGAGUCCCAGAAACGAGAGUACAAACUCCGCAAGGAGCAGCUGAAAGAGGUAGAGAAUCACAUGCGGUCAUACAGAUGAACAUAGUCACAUUUACGGCUAUACACACAGUAUACAAAGGCUUCAAUCAUUGCUGUAUCAUUUGAAGAAUAAACACAUGACAUGCACCAUUGUUGGCCUACAUAGUCCUCUCAGCAUGUCAGACUCAAUGAAAGACAAAUCAAAUGUUAUUUGUCACAUGCGCCGAAUACAACAGGUGUAGUAGACCUUACAGUGAAAUGCUUACUUACAAGCCCUUAACCAACAAUGGCCGUUUUAAGAAAAAUAAGUGUUAAGGAAGUAUUUACUUUAAUAAACUGAAGGUAAAAAAAAAAAAGUUGGAAAAAUAACGAAUAAUUAAAGAGCAACAAUAAAAUAACACUAGUGAGGCUAUAUACAGGGGGUACUGGUACCGAGUCAAUGUGCGGGGGCACAGGUUAGUCGAGGUAAAUUAGGUAAUAUGUAGGUAGAGGUAAAGUGAUUAUGCAUAGAUAAUAAACAGAGUAGCGGCAGCGUAAACAAAGGGGGGGGGGGGGGGGGGCAAUGCAAAUAGUCUGGGUAGCCAUUUGAUUAGCUAUUCAGGAUUCUUAUGGCUUGGGGGUAGAAGCUGUUAAGAAGCCUCUUGGACCUAGACUUGGCGCUCCGUACCGCUUGCCGUGCGGUAGCAGAGAGAACAGUCUAUGACUUGUGGUCCUCUGUAGCUCAGCUGGUAGAGCACGGCGCUUGUAACGCCAAGGUAGUGGGUUCAAUCCCCGGGACCACCCAUACACAAAAAUGUAUGCACGCAUGACUGUAAGUCGCUUUGGAUAAAAGCGUCUGCUAAAUGGCUUAUUAUUAUUAUUAUUAUUAUUAUAAUUAUUAUUAUUAUUACUAGGGUGGCUGGAGUCUGCCAAUUUUUAGGGCCUUCCUCUGACACCGCCUGGUAUAGAGGUCCUGGAUGGCAGGAAGCUUGGCCCCAGUGAUGUACUGGGCCGUACGCACUACCCUCUGUAGUGCCUUGUAGUCGGAGGCUGAGCAGUUUAAGCAGAACUUGAAGCGCUCAACUGUAUGAGCUCUCAAACCUUUACAGAAAAUGUGCAAAUAUGGACAUCAAUCUCCCAUUUAGAAUUUCUUAAAGCGGCAAUCUGCAGUUGAAACGAUAACAAAGCAAAUCCUUGCCACUGAUCCGGUAAAAGGUUGAGGGAUGGGGCUGAAGAAAAUGUAACCACACUCAAAUUCAUAGAUAGAGCUAUGGAUGCAAGGACUGACCAUCCAUGAUAUAAAAAUUAUAGUUUUAACCAUGUUUUGAGGUUAUACAGUGUUUUGUUUACAUUUACUUUGUUUACAAACAUUGGGAAAACAAGCUUAUAUUUUGGGUUCUGAUGGGGUACGACAGUUGAACUAAGCUCAUGAGGCAUUUAUAAGUUAUACUCUUCAAGAAUCAAUGGGUUUAUAUCAAAAAAUGGAUGUAGUAACUGCAGAUUUCCCCUUUAAUCUCUGUCCUUGUUCUUCACCCAGGAGUUGAAUGAGAACCAGUCAACCCCUAAGAAGGAGAAGCAAGAGUGGCUGUCCAAGCAGAAGGAGAACUUCCAGCACUUCCAGGCUGAGGAGGAGGCCAACCUGCUGAGGAGACAGAGACAGUACCUGGAGCUGGAGUGUCGACGCUUCAAGAGGAGGAUCCUCAUCGCUCGCCACAACGUGGAGCAGGACCUAGUGAGAGAGGUCAGCAGUGAUCACUCAGCUCUCCUCAUUCAUACAGUCCCUUGUUCCUCUCACUCUCCUCAAAACAGGGCCCCCUUGCCUGCUCUGUCUUCGUUUUGUAACCAUGGCUCAGCUGUGGGUUCUGCAAAUUUUCCCACUUCCAUACGUUUUGUAACCAUACCUUUCCCCUGUGUGAUCUCAUUCUCUGGUCGUCAUGCUGCCCUUUCUCUUAUAGAAUGCACUUUUAUCCUAACCUGUAUGGUUUUUCCUCCCUGCCUGUCCGUCUGUGUGUAGGAGCUGAAUAAGCGUCAGACGCAGAAGGACCUGGAGCAUGCCAUGCUGCUGCGGCACCAUGAGUCCAUGCAGGAGCUGGAGUUCCGCCAGGUCAACACCAUCCAGAAGAUGAGGGCUGAGCUGAUCCGCCUGCAGCACCAGACAGAACUCACCAACCAGCAGGAGUACAACAAGAGGAGGGAGAGAGAGCUCCGACGCAAACACGUCAUGGAGGUCCGACAGCAGCCUAAGAGCCUCAAGGUGAGCACACAUUGUAUACUAACACACACGCGAUUCCCAUAAACUGUUGUUUUGUGUUACCGUUAAUGGCCGUUAUGUAGGGACCUGACCCCUCACUGUUCUGUUUGUCCUCCCUCUGUCCCAGUCCAAAGAGCUCCAGACCUGACCCCUCACUGUUCUGUUUGUCCUCUCUUCCUCCCUCCUCUGUCACAGUCCAAAGAGCUCCAGACCUGACCCCUCACUGUUCUGUUUGUCCUCUCUCCUCCCUCCUCUGUCCCAGUCCAAAGAGCUCCAGAUUAAGAAGCAGUUCCAAGACACAUGUAAGAUCCAGACCAGGCAGUACAAGGCUCUGAGGAACCAUCUACUGGAGAGCACACCAAAGUCUGACCACAAGGCUGUCCUGAAGCGUCUAAAGGAGGAGCAGACCCGCAAGCUGGCAAUCCUGGCUGAGCAGUACGACCACUCUAUCAACGAGAUGCUCUCCACACAGGCUGUGAGUCACACAGGGACUUUGUAAACACUGCAGGGGAGGGAGGCAGGAGAGGGGAUGAGUUUCUAAAAAGCUGACUACUGAUGAUAGGCAUUUUGGCAAUGAGUCGGAUGAACUCGUGGGUAACAUUCUUAUCUCUCUGCGUGCAGAUUGAAGGAAGUUGCUAACUAGCACGCUAGCACAUACCCAUAGGCAUCCGGUCAUUGUGCUAACGCUAGCUAGCAUUGGCUUGCCGAACUACCACUAACCUUCUUCAUACUGGACACAGAGACAUAAAACUGGUAUCCACGAGUUCAUCUGACUCUGGUGAAGUAGAUAAAGGGCCUCAUUGCCAAAAUCACAAAGUAUCCCUGUAUCAUUGUGCUGACCCCCUGUCUGGCUCCCGUCUCGUCUCUAGCUGCGUCUGGAUGAGGCUCAGGAGGCUCAGUGCCAGGUGCUGAGGAUGCAGCUGCAGCAGGAGCUGGAGCUACUCAACGCCUACCAGAGCAAGAUCAAGAUGCAGACGGACGCCCAGCACGACCGCGAGAGGAAGGACCUGGAGCAGAGAGUGUCCCUCCGGAGGGCCCUGCUGGAGCAGAAGGUCUGAUCUUCCAUACUGGGAACAUUUUCAACAUGGGUUGCGUCUCAAAUUGCACCCUAUUCCUUGUAUAGUGCACUGUGGUCAAAAGUAGUGCACUUUUAAGUGAAUAGGGUGCCAUUUGGGAUGCAGUCAUGGUGUAUUAGUGGCAAAAUGUCUCAAUUUACAUUUAGGCUUUAUUUAAUUUCAAGCUCCAGAGUUUGCUGUUAUCAUUGCUAAACCAGUUCUAUUUUGACAUGAAAAUAUUAUAGUACUGAGCAGCUGUGUGUGUGUAUCUUCAGAUUGAGGAGGAGAUGCUGGCCCUUCAGAACGAGCGUUCGGAGAGGAUCCGUAGCCUGCUGGAGCGCCAGGCCAGGGAGAUCGAAGCGUUCGACUCAGAGAGCAUGCGUCUAGGCUUCAACAACAUGGUGCUGUCCAACCUCUCCCCAGAGGCCUUUAGCCACAGCUUCCCCGGGGCCCCAGGCAGCUGGGCCCACCCCCAGACACAGCACAACUCUGGGGGCUCUCAAGGACCACACUGGGGCAGUGGAGGGUCAGGGCACCAAGGCAGCCAUCACCAACACCAUUACCACUCUGGUCAGGGAGGGUCCCCCAUGCAGCAAGCCUGGGGCCAAGGCAUGCAGGGAGGCGGGGGUCCUCAGCCGUGGGGCCACCCCUCUGCAGGGCCCCUGGGGGCCAGAGGCAGUGGAGGAGUGCAGAACAGCCCCCAGGCACUGAGCAGGACAGCCUCAGGGGGGCGCAGUGAGCAGGCUAUGAGCAGGAGCACCAGCGUCAACUCUCAGAUAUCCAAUGGGUCGCACCUGUCCUACACA